Messenger RNA from Osmerus eperlanus (European smelt), 1294 nucleotides. RefSeq names its product malate dehydrogenase 2, NAD (mitochondrial) (gene mdh2). The coding region runs from base 117 to 1130 and encodes 337 amino acids. The record is from RefSeq and is a predicted model, not a curated record. The transcript is spliced from 9 exons. NCBI's taxonomy places the organism in Eukaryota, Metazoa, Chordata, Actinopteri, Osmeriformes, Osmeridae. Gene Ontology annotation, molecular function: L-malate dehydrogenase (NAD+) activity. Gene Ontology annotation, biological process: tricarboxylic acid cycle; malate metabolic process. Gene Ontology annotation, cellular component: cytoplasm; mitochondrion.
CUGUACGCUGUUUCUCUCGACCGGGAACUGAGCUAGAGGACGUUUGAGUCACUGUGUACAGAGGGCCACUAUAUAUCAUUUUUUGUUACAAUCAAGCCAAGCAGUAACGUUUCAACAUGUUUUCUCGCGUAGCAAGACCUACAGUUUGUAUAGCUCGAAGCUUGUCCACUUCAACACAGAACAAUGCCAAGGUGGCAGUGCUGGGUGCAUCCGGGGGCAUCGGCCAACCCCUCUCCCUCCUGCUAAAGAACAGUCCUCUGGUCGGUGAACUCUCCCUCUUUGACAUCGCACACACCCCCGGAGUGGCUGCCGACCUCGGCCACAUUGAGACCAGGGCCCGGGUCACUGGUUACAUGGGUGCUGACCAGCUGGAUGCUGCACUGCAGGGCUGUCAGGUGGUUGUCAUCCCUGCUGGAGUCCCCAGGAAGCCUGGCAUGACCCGCGACGAUCUGUUCAACACCAACGCUACCAUCGUGGCCACCCUGGCUGACGCCUGUGCUCGCAACUGCCCGGAGGCCAUGAUCUGCAUCAUCGCCAACCCUGUCAACUCUACUAUUCCCAUUACAUCAGAGGUCAUGAAGAAAUAUGGUGUCUACAACCCCAACAGAGUGUUUGGAGUCACAACACUGGACAUUGUCAGAGCGAAUGCUUUCGUUGCAGAUCUGAAAGGCCUUGACCCAGCGCGCGUUAAUGUCCCAGUGAUUGGAGGUCACGCAGGCAAGACUAUCAUUCCUCUCAUUUCACAGUGUUCACCCAAAGUGGAGUUCCCAGCUGAGCAGCUGGCUGCCCUGACCGGCAGGAUCCAGGAGGCUGGUACUGAGGUGGUCAAGGCCAAGGCUGGAGCAGGCUCUGCCACUCUCUCUAUGGCCUACGCUGGUGCCAGGUUCACCUUCUCUGUCCUGGAUGCCAUGAACGGCAAGGAAGGGGUCGUCGAGUGCGCAUACGUGAGAUCUGAAGAGACCGAAUGCAAGUACUUCUCCACACCUCUACUCCUUGGGAAACAUGGGAUUGAGAAGAACCUUGGGCUGGGCAAGCUGACAGCCUUUGAGGAGAAGCUGGUGGCCGAUGCUAUCGGAGAGCUCAAGGGCUCCAUCAAGAAGGGAGAGGACUUUGUCGUCAACAUGAAGUGAGCUGGGUUUGACUCAGCCUCUGUGUCCAUGGUUAUUUAUAUUGUCCUUUCACUUAAAAUGACAAAGUCUCUCUGGAGUCCAAGUUUCAUCAUGUCUGACAAAACGAUAGCUGUUUGUUACUGAUCAGAAGCGCAACGAAAUUCAUCAAUAAACUGUUUCCUUCA